UCAAAACGUAAAAUGGCGGACGAUCAGCGAAGAGUAACCCAAUUUAGACCGUGUAUCGAUCUACACGAUGGAAAAGUUAAACAGAUUGUCGGUGGCACUUUGACAGACAACGAGGAGCAUCUCCAAACGAAUUUUAUCGCCAGUCACAAGCCAAGUUACUUUGCAUCACUGUACCAUAAAGACAACCUAACUGGAGGUCAUGUGAUCAAACUGGGUCCUGGUAAUGAUACUGCUGCAGAGGAAGCAUUAGCAGCCUGGCCUGGUGGUCUUCAGGUUGGAGGAGGUAUUACCAUUGACAUUGCACAGUCAUGGCUAGAUAAAGGAGCUGCCAAGGUCAUUGUCACAUCCUGGUUGUUUCCUUCUGGUGAAUUCUCUAUGGAAAGACUCCAACAGUUAAGCGGUUUAAUUGGCAAAGAACACCUUGUUGUUGAUCUCAGUUGCCGCCGCCAAAGGAAUUCUUGGUUUGUUGCCAUUAACAAGUGGCAAACAGUUACUAGUUUAGAAAUAUCAAAAGAAAUAUUACAUGAAUUGUCUCAGUUUGCAUCAGAAUUCCUCAUACAUGCUGCUGAUGUAGAGGGCCUUUGCAAAGGAAUAGAUGAAGAUCUCGUUCAAGCUCUUGGUCAGUGGUGUCCAAUACCUUGCACUUAUGCCGGAGGUGGAAAAGACAUCAGUGAUUUGGAAUUGGUGAACAAACUGUCAGAUGGAAAGGUGGACUUGACUUUUGGAAGUGCUCUGGAUUUGUUUGGUGGAAAAGGAGUCAGAUAUGCAGACUGUGUGGAAUGGAAUAGGAUGCACUCAAGAUAAUAUGCAGAUAUCAGUGAUAUGGACACAAGAAAAAGGCUCCUGAAUAAAUUUUUUCACUAGCUUUUCAAUAGCACCAAGAGAUAUCAGCCGUUGUGGUUUGAUCUGAGGCUGUAGCAAGAUCUCUCUUUUAAAUGUGCCUCCUAUUUAAUAAAUAUAUCUUAUUAACCAAGUGCGAGGGCCAUACUGGGAGAAUAUCGGCCUGAGAUCUUGACAGUACAGACCAAGCGCCGAUAUCCUUCCAGUACGGUCAAGAGCAAGCUUGGUUAAUAAGAGAUUUAUUAUAUGACUGAAGUUCAAAGGGACACAAGUGCGGUAUCAUUCGGGA
This is a messenger RNA of Stylophora pistillata, 1129 nucleotides long. RefSeq lists its product as uncharacterized. NCBI's taxonomy places the organism in Eukaryota, Metazoa, Cnidaria, Anthozoa, Scleractinia, Pocilloporidae. The record is from RefSeq and is a predicted model, not a curated record. Gene Ontology annotation, cellular component: cytoplasm. Gene Ontology annotation, molecular function: 1-(5-phosphoribosyl)-5-[(5-phosphoribosylamino)methylideneamino]imidazole-4-carboxamide isomerase activity. Gene Ontology annotation, biological process: L-tryptophan biosynthetic process; L-histidine biosynthetic process.